Molecule: messenger RNA, 801 nt
Organism: Carya illinoinensis
Lineage: Eukaryota; Viridiplantae; Streptophyta; Magnoliopsida; Fagales; Juglandaceae
Exons: 3
Coding region: 1-801 (266 amino acids)
Molecular function (GO): protein dimerization activity
Source: RefSeq, a predicted model, not a curated record
AUGCGUGGUGAAUGGAACGAAUUGCAAGCAUUAUUUCUUAAAGAUUGCCCAUAUGCAUACUAUGUUCAUUAUUUUGCUUACCGAUUAAAGUUAGCAUUAGUUGCUGCAUCUAGAGAGGUGGUUUCUGUUCAUGAGUUUUUCUCAAAUUUAGACUUCAUUAUAAAUGUGGUGGGCGUUUCAUGUAAACGUCAUGAUGAAUUGCAAGCUGCUCAGCAAAAAUCUCAAGAUAUUUUGAAUGCCAUGAAUAUGGUUUCUACUACAAAAGGACUUAUUCAAAAGUUGAGAAAUGAAGGUUGUGGUCGUCAUCAACGAGAUGACAUUACGAUAGAGCGUCAUUAUCAUUUUGAAAUAUUUAAUGUUACUAUAAAUUUUCAAAUGCAAGAGCUUGACAAUAGGUUUAGUGAAGGAACGAAAAGGCUUUUCACCCUUAGCUCAGCUUUGGAUCCAAAGGAUGUGUAUAAAUCUUUUAAUAUUGAUGAUAUAUGUUGUCUUGUGGAAGAUUAUUAUCCGCUUGAUUUUUCUGAGAAUGAGAAAAUCAAUUUAAGAUUUCAAUUGAAGCAUUUUGAAGUUGAUGUGUUUAGCAAUCCGAUGUUUCAAGAUUUGAGAUCCAUUGCAGAUUUAUGUCGAAAAUUGUUAGAGAUAGAGAAAUCAAAGACAUACUAUCUUAUUGAUAGAUUGGUUCGUCUAAUUUUGACUCUUCCAAUGUCUACAGCAACCAGUGAACGAGCAUUUUCAGUUAUGAAAAUUGUUAAAAUAAGGCUUCGCAACAAGAUUGAAGAUGAAUUCUUAGCAAAUAAUUAG